GUCGUGGUCGUCGUCGAUGUCGGUUUUAGUCGUGAUAGGAAGAAAAAAGUGCGUUAUUGUGCAGUAAAUCUCGCGGUUUCGCGGUUUGCCUCUGGUGGCUCAGUCUAUUAUGGUGUUCUCGAAGAGAAAGAUGAAGCAGUUGUUCGCGUUCGGUGUGGCCAUAGUUUUGGUGGUCUGUUUGUACAAAUCGUGGGGUAGUCCAACUAGUGCUAAGCUAAGUCUAGCAAUCGGUAGCGUAAAUGAUCUAGAGAAUAGUGUCGAUCGUGGGCGGUACGUUCAUCAACGACAGGAGCGAUUGCCAGAUGGGAAUGUGGAAAACGAAGUGGCCAAUGACCACCGAGUGGUUGGUGGCGUCGGCGAUGAGGAACACGAAUCCAGACUGGACGAGAUGCAUGAAGCCAAGAAGCAAAUCUUGCAGCUUCAGCGUAAAAUUCAGGAAUUGGAAGGACGGAUACCGCGAAAGUAUCCUGAUGUGAUGUUCUUGAAUUACAAAAAUCGGAAGCGAAUAUUGAUCACCGGUGGUGCUGGGUUCGUGGGAUCGCACCUGGUCGACUACCUGAUGAUGCAGGGCCACGAGGUGGUCGUAGCCGAUAACUUCUUCACCGGUCGGAAGCGCAACGUCGAACACUGGUUGGGUCACGAAAACUUCGAACUCAUCCACCACGACAUCGUCAAUCCACUGUUCAUCGAAGUGGACGAGAUUUACCACCUGGCAAGCCCGGCCAGCCCACCGCACUACAUGUACAACCCGGUCAAGACGAUCAAGACCAACACGCUGGGAACGAUCAACAUGCUCGGGUUGGCGAAACGGGUCGGGGCCAAGGUGUUGAUUGCCAGUACGUCGGAGGUAUAUGGAGACCCAGAUGUACAUCCCCAACCGGAGACCUACUGGGGUCAUGUGAAUCCUAUUGGACCGAGGGCGUGCUACGACGAGGGGAAACGUGUGGCGGAGACGCUGAGUUACGCCUACGCCAAACAGGAGAACGUCAAUGUCCGGGUGGCGCGGAUCUUCAACACGUACGGUCCGCGGAUGCACAUGAACGAUGGCCGGGUGGUGUCCAACUUCAUCAUCCAGGCACUUCAAAAUCAGUCAAUUACUAUGUACGGAAGUGGAAAGCAGACGCGAUCGUUCCAGUAUGUGUCCGACCUGGUGGACGGGAUGGUUGCGCUGAUGACUUCCAACUACACGCAGCCGGUCAAUUUGGGCAAUCCGGUGGAACGCACAAUCCAGGAGUUUGCCGAAAUUAUCCGCGACCAGGUCGGGGGUCGGAGCAAAAUUAUCGAACUUCCCGCAGUGGAAGACGAUCCGCAGCGGCGCAAGCCGGACAUUUCCCGCGCCAAGAAAUAUCUCAACUGGGAACCACGGGUCCCCCUGAAGGAGGGCCUCAUCAAAACAGUCGAAUACUUCCGGAAGGAGCUGGCGCGCUCCAAUCACUCCCAGCGGAAUAUCUUCGUGCCGGAAACGACUGAAACCAAGAAAUAACAUUGUUAGCUGGUAGCGCAAUGGUGUGUGGUUUUUGAAUGGUAUGUUGAAUUUUGAUUAAGUCAGUCAUGUCUGAGGUAGAUGCUAGGCUCGGUCGAAACCGAACGACCGACGGUGCUGCAAUUGUUGUCAAGUGCGAUUCCGCUCUGUUUAGGAUUCCCGUUAGUUCCAUUUCAUCAUCACCUUCUUCUUCGUCUAUACCACAGUACAAAUCGUUCGUCCUAUUUCGUCGUAUUCGGACAGAAACAUUUCCUCUCUCUCGCUAGUGGGCCAUUUAAGGACAUGAUUCAGCGAAGUCUCAUCUCUGGUUGCUGCUUCUACUUGCUACAAACACUGAGUGGCGUUUACGACUUAGUACCUUCAUAAAGUAGAUCGCCCAAUGUGGCUUCCGUGAACCACGUCCUUAAGGUUAUGUGAAGAUAUGUCAAUUAUUGUUGAAACCCGGUUUGCAUAGAAAACUAUUGCUCGUAGAUUAAUCUUGAUAAAUAGUAUAAUUUCCUUCUGUUGGAUCUUUUGUGCAUAUAUUUUUCAUCCCCCUUAUAUUUCUAGUCUUGUUUUAUAUUUGUGAAUAUGUUUUUUUAUA
Ochlerotatus camptorhynchus is the source of this 2066-nucleotide messenger RNA. It is a transcript of the gene Uxs, whose product is annotated as UDP-xylose synthase. Gene Ontology annotation, biological process: D-xylose metabolic process. The transcript is spliced from 5 exons. Gene Ontology annotation, molecular function: NAD+ binding; UDP-glucuronate decarboxylase activity. NCBI's taxonomy places the organism in Eukaryota, Metazoa, Arthropoda, Insecta, Diptera, Culicidae. Gene Ontology annotation, cellular component: cytoplasm. The coding region runs from base 110 to 1483 and encodes 457 amino acids. The record is from RefSeq and is a predicted model, not a curated record.